Messenger RNA from Zychaea mexicana, 3560 nucleotides. Its product is annotated as galactose mutarotase-like domain-containing protein. The record is from RefSeq and is a predicted model, not a curated record. Gene Ontology annotation, cellular component: fungal-type vacuole membrane. Lineage: Eukaryota; Fungi; Mucoromycota; Mucoromycetes; Mucorales; Lichtheimiaceae. Gene Ontology annotation, biological process: mannose metabolic process; oligosaccharide catabolic process. Gene Ontology annotation, molecular function: carbohydrate binding; alpha-mannosidase activity. The transcript has 27 exons. Bases 187 to 3492 code for a protein of 1101 amino acids.
AUCUCACCCUACUUGUGCACCCACGUCUCCAAACCCCACCCCCACCCCCACUACCACUGACCCACCAGCUCACCCACAACCUCUCACACGCACACAUAAAUUUUUUCCCCUCUAUCGUGCAUAAUAACUGCCUUUCUCUCCAACUCUCACAUUACUCAAAAAAAAAGUCUACUACUCUGGGAGAAAAUGAACGAUCCGCGUCACUUUGAUUCGCGGUACCGAGGCCCUGAGGCUCUAGAAACACCAAAAUUGAUUCGCAGUAUCACGGUCGAUCGUUGUAGCAACUUUACUAGCGGUGGUGCAAAUGGGAACGACAUUAAUCUGUUGUCACAGUUAUACAAAGCGCGAACAAAUUCGGAGGAGUUCAUUUCGUUGCUAGUUUACAGUGUUCCUGAUCUUCGACGGAUCCCGUUUGACGAAGCAGUCCAGCAGGAGUUCCGACCAACGCGACUGGGUGAAUGGUUCGGCCCAUCGUGGUCUACGCAUUGGUUUCAUGUUCAACUCCGUAUUCCGAACGAAUUCGCGGGUGAAGAAGUUCAUUUCAUUUGGAAUGCUGACAACGAAGCUCUGAUAUGGAGUAUCGAUGGACUACCAUUACAAGGUCUUACAGGAGGAGCGGGCAGUGAUGCACGACACGAGUAUAUCCUUACAACAAAUGCACAAGGAGGAGAGAUAAUCCAAUUCUAUAUUGAAAUGGCAUGUAAUGGCAUGUUUGGCGCCGGGAACGGUUUAAUUGGUCCACCGGACCCAAACCGGUUCUUCAACCUAAAUGAAUUGGAUCUUGCUGUGCCAAACCGACGUGCGUGGGAUCUACUGUAUGACUUCCAAAUCAUUCUUGGUAUGGCGAGAGAUCUUCCGCCGGAUUCACUCAGGGCUGCACAAGCGUUGUACACGGCAAACAAAAUUGUAAACACUUUCCAUCCUGGGAGCGACGAGAGCAUUGAAGAAUGUCUGCGGAUUGCAAGCAAGUUUCUGAGUGCCAAGAAUGGCGAUUCUCAACAUGACAUUAUUGCGCUAGGCCAUUGUCACAUUGAUACUGGAUGGCUUUGGCCGUUUGAGGAGACAAUCCGUAAAGCUGCAAGAAGCUGGUCUUCUCAGAUAGAUCUGAUGGAUCGUUACCCAGAGUACAAGUUUAUUUGUUCCCAGGCACAGCAAUACGAAUGGGUCAAGGACAAUUAUCCCCCGCUGUGGGAUCGCAUUAAGGAAAAGAUUUCAAUGGGUCAGUUUAUGCCCACGGGUGGGACUUGGAUUGAGAUGGAUACUAAUAUGCCAAGUGGAGAAUCACUUUGCCGUCAGUUCUUACUCGGUCAACGGUUUUAUGAAGAACAUUUCGGCAAACGAUGCAAGAUAUUUUGGCUUCCAGACUCGUUUGGUUAUGCAUCACAGCUUCCACAAUUGAUGCAUCUUGCCGAUAUGAAGUACUUUUUCACUCAGAAGCUUUCGUGGAACAAUGUUAACAAAUUCCCAUUUACUACGUUUUGGUGGGUCGGUUUGGAUGGCACCAAGGCACUUACACAUAUGGCGCCGUCGGAAACCUAUAAUGCCCAAUGUACUCCCGAGGAACUUAUUCGAACAGUCCGCAACCAUCGCGACAAAGAAUAUUCUAAUACCAGUCUGUUGGUUUAUGGCAAUGGAGACGGAGGAGGAGGACCACUGGCAAGCAUGAUUGAGCGGCUGAGAAGAAUGAAGAAUGUCGACGGAUUACCCAAAGUCGAAAUGGGGGCUCCAAGCGACUUUUAUGAAAAACUUGAAAGAGAAACACCGGUAUUGGCAACUUGGACUGGUGAAAUGUAUUUUGAGCUGCAUCGAGGUAUCUUCACCACCCAUGCGCUUUGCAAGAAGUUUAAUCGUAGCUGCGAGCUGUUACUGCGUGAUGUUGAAAUCCUGGCUACUAUGGCACAUAUAGUCGAUACUGAAAACUUUGAAUACCCAAAGGCAGAACUUGAUCAAUUUUGGAAGAUGAUUGGAUUGAUCCAAUUCCAUGAUGUUAUGUCUGGUUCUGCGAUCGAGAUGGUCUAUGAUGAUUGUCUACAGAUGUACGCUAAAGUUGAUAUGCUUGCCAAACAAACACGUGGAGUUCUCAUUGAAAAGCUUCUUGAUUUGGAUGGCACAUCAAUUCCUGAAGGAAAACAAGCACUUGCCGUGUUGAAUACAUUGGCAUGGCCUCGACGCGAAGUAAUAGAAGUCCCACUAGAUGAACGGUUACCCACCAUGAGACAGUACUCGGCAUUUGGUCGAACAGGUUAUGCUCUAGUGGAAAAUGUACCGCCUCUUGGCGUGAAGGGCUUUAAUUUUGUUGAAGAACCCGACUAUGAACCUGUCAAAGUCUCGACCGAUAGAAACAACAAUAUCGUGAUGGAGAACAUAUACAUUCGCGCCACCUUUGAUAAGUCAGGUCAUCUUAUUGGUUUAACUGAUAAAAAGUUAGAUCGACCACUGAUAAGACCAGAUGAGCGCGGUAAUGUGUUCAGGAUGUACGAAGAUAUACCUUUAUUCUGGGAUGCAUGGGAUGUGGAAAUAUAUCACUUGGAGAAGAGUAGAGUUGUUGAGGAAGGUUCAGUGCAGCUGUUGGAGCAGGGUCCUUUACGAGCUGCACUUUUGGUUGAGAAGCGAAUCUCGGAUACUAGCCGUUUACGGCAAAUUGUGGUAAUGACAGCAAUAUCGCGUCGUAUCGAUUUCGAAACAGAAGUGGAUUGGAACGAAAAUAGACAGUUCCUGAAAGUUGAAUUUGCAUGGGACAUUAUGGCGGACAAGGUUACCUAUGAAACACAGUAUGGCACGGUCCAAAGACCUACCCAUUAUAAUACAUCAUGGGAUAGUGCAAAAUUUGAAGUGGCUGGCCACAAGUUUGCAGAUAUCUCGGAAUACGGAUAUGGUGUAGCAUUACUUAAUGACUGCAAGUACGGCUAUGCCGCUCAUAAAAAUGUUGUUCGACUUUCUCUUAUCCGAUCACCCAAGGCACCGGACUCCAACUGCGAUAUAGGGCAUCACGUUUUCAAAUAUGCUAUAUACCCUCACGAGGGACACUUUAUGCAAUCAGACGUUGUGCGCGAAGGCUAUAAUUUCAACGUACCUCUUUUAACCAAAGUAAUUCCCCAGACGAAGACGAACUCUGUAUCUAAUGCACUUCCCAAAUUCCGCCUUGAAGAAGCACCCAACGUAGUAAUGGAUGUGCUGAAAAGAGCAGAAGAUAGCAACGACAUCAUAAUUCGACUAUAUGAAGCAUAUGGUGGCCAUGCCCGGGCUCGUUUGAUGUGCUCUUUGCCAAUGAAGUCUGUCUCUCGGUGCAACAUCUUGGAGGAUGAAAUGGAAUCAAUACAAAUCACAACGCAACCAGGUUCAGCAGUAGACAGAACGUUCAGCACCAACUUGCGUGUUUUGGAUGAUGAUAUUGUUGAACUGCACCAGCAAAAUGAAGUGCGUCGACAAGCAGAAGGAAUUCUGUUGAACGUCGGGCCUUUCCAGGUUGUCACCUUGAAGAUUACCUUGUAAUAAAAAAUAACCGAGUAUAAUAUAAUAUUGCCUGAAAGCUUAAUAAAAAACCAAACCUGAGUUUGCAA